This is a messenger RNA of Monosiga brevicollis MX1, 2208 nucleotides long. RefSeq lists its product as uncharacterized. Lineage: Eukaryota; Choanoflagellata; Craspedida; Salpingoecidae. The transcript has 9 exons. The record is from RefSeq and is a predicted model, not a curated record. The coding region runs from base 1 to 2208 and encodes 735 amino acids.
AUGACAUUAUUGUCAGCAAUAUUUUCUACCACGGUUUACGGUUUGGUUUGCCUUUUGGGUGUCACGGCAACUGUGUGCGUGUGUGGCAUUCUCUCUCUCUCUCUCUCUGUCUCUCUCUCUUGCAUUUGCUGGCGCGCGGGUGGGGAGGCACAUCAUCCGCCCGAGCAGUUUGGCAGCCAGGCUUUGGCCAUCGCGAUCAUGGCUGAUGAGGUGGUGCUGACCAGCGAGGAUGUGGCUGCACAAGAGAACGUGGCUCAGGCCAUCCAUGAUGAGCUGAUGCAGGUGCGCUACGAGAAGGAGCGGCUCGAGGCCAUGGUGGACGAGUUUCGCACAGCCCAUGAUGACACCAUCACGGACAACUUUGAGCAGCAGGAGCGCAUUCGCGAGCUUGAGCAAGAGAAGCUGGCCAUUGCCAACCGCAUGGCCGAACUCGAGUACGAGCAGGAGGAACCCCUGCCAGCUCCUGCCCCGGUCGAUGAACACCUCGAUUCUGAGUCCAUCGGGGGCAUCGACCCAGCCAUCGUUGCUGCCCAAGCCGCAGAACUACAGGCCCUGCGCGAUCGCCUUGACGAGAUUGCCGCCGAGAAUGAACAGCUUCGACGCAACGCGCCCCAAGAGCACCACGACCAGGGAGACUUUGCCACGACCGAGGGCUCUUUUAGUUUGGCCGACGAACUGGCCUCCGUCUCUCUUCAAGAGCAGCUUGAGAUGGAGGCACGUCAACGCCAGCUCGACGACGAGGCGCGCCGGCGCCUCGAGGCUGAAAAUCGACUCAAAUCACUCCAAGUCGAGCAAGAGCGCGAACGCCAAGCUUAUCUCGAGCUGCAAUCCCGGCUGGCCGAGGCCGAGGCCGCUUUUGAACGUGAGCGUCAGCUCAAGGCUGAUUCGGAACAGCGGAUUGCAGACAUUGAGCUCAAGCAGCGCGAGCUCGUGGCUACCGCCCCAACUCUCGCAGCUUCAGCGCCCGCCCCCGAAGCACCGCCCUCCGUGCCAGACCCGUUGGUCCUCUUGUUGGAACACCUCACGUCCAUCUUCCCCACACUGGCUCGCGAGGUCAUCCGCGAGGUCAUCCACAAGCACAAGGGAGACAUGGAUAAGAUCAUGCCCGAACUUCUCGAGCUGAGCAAAGCCAUGGCCGAGACAUCUGCUGCCCAGACUCCCCGCGUGUCGCACACAGCCACCCCACGUCGCGUGGUGGUGUCUCGCUCUGGGCCCAAAGUGCCUGACACACACAAUAACCCCUUUGCCAACUUUGUCUCGAGCCCCACGCCUAAGAAGGCCGUGGCCACAGCCUCAAAACCCCGCCCCAGUCCUGCUCGUGCAACUGUCAGUCCCCGCGCACCGGCUGUGCGACCUGCACCCCCGGCUGUACACAUCGAUCCUCCCAAAGCCAUCCCAGCCUUUGCUUUGCGAGAGGAAGGCCCGGCUGCUCGCGGCUACGACGUUGCGCUUGAAGCCGAACAGCGCGACCAAGACCGCAAAAUGGCAGAAGCAUUUGCUGCUCGCGCGCCCGAAUUCAAUAUCACGCUUCCCUCCCAAACCCACAUCUUUCGCGUGGAGCUGCUCGACACUCAAGAAGCUCGCGACAUGGGCUUGGGCACGCGGUUCUUUGCACAAGCAGAGCUGCGCGUCACUCCUCACUCCAUCGGGCUGAUGUCUCAUGUGAACCAUCGACCCAUUGUUGAGUGGCCCUUUGCCCUGGUCAAGUCCAUCUGCGCCGACACUGGGCGCAUGCUCAUCGAAGGCUGGGUUCAUGCCGCACAGCGGGCUGUGAAGCUUGUACUCAACUCUCACCAGACGGGUGAUGCAUAUCCUUGCCUUUGUGAAUGCCUGCACGAGUUUGUGCGCCACCGUGAUGAGGACAUUGCACGCGCUCUUCAAAAAGAAGAGCUGGCUGGUGUGAUGGAUCUCAGUGAUGCAUUCUUGCGUGAGCUUCGCAUCAAUGACGAAUUCAACCGCAUUCUCGCGGAGGAAACCAAAAAUGGGUUUCAAGAUCUUCGAGCCAAAGACGACGAUGCGUAUCGCCAGCAACUGCUGCUUAUGGGCACCAAAAGCCAAAACAUGUUGAGGAAAAUUCGCCUCAAGGGCUCCAAAAAGUCCAAGCGAACUGCCAGCCAUGCCAGCAGCAGCGGUAGUAGCAGUAGCAGCCCCAGCGCAGCGGGCAAGUCGCCCCGCUCUGGUCGUCGACUCUUUGGGCGCAAACAGUGA